This is a messenger RNA of Fulmarus glacialis (Northern fulmar), 701 nucleotides long. It is a transcript of the gene COMTD1, whose product is annotated as catechol-O-methyltransferase domain containing 1. The annotation marks the transcript as partial. NCBI's taxonomy places the organism in Eukaryota, Metazoa, Chordata, Aves, Procellariiformes, Procellariidae. The record is from RefSeq and is a predicted model, not a curated record. Gene Ontology annotation, molecular function: O-methyltransferase activity; S-adenosylmethionine-dependent methyltransferase activity. The transcript has 6 exons.
GUAAAAGAUACCCUUCUUUAGUUUUUGGGACACCCAAAUCAUCCAAGAGUAUCAUCGGGAAAAGCAGUCCUCUCUGGCAAUACAUACUGGAUCACUCUUUGCGGGAACAUCCAAUUCUAAAGAAGCUGCGACUGCUCACCGCUGAUCAUCCCUGGAGUAAAAUGAUGGUGUCCUGUGACCAGGCUCAGCUUAUGGCAAAUUUGGUCAAACUCAUUAAAGCCAAGAAAGUUAUUGAAAUAGGUGUUUUCACAGGUUAUAAUACCUUGAAUAUGGCACUUGUCCUGCCAGAUAAUGGCAGAGUUAUUGCCUGUGAUAUAAAUGAGGACUACGUCAAAAUUGGAAAGCCACUGUGGAAGGAGGCAGGAGUAGAGCAUAAAAUUGACCUGCGGAUUAAGCCAGCAAUUCAAACACUUGAUGAACUGUUGGCCAGUGGAGAAGCAGAAACCUUUGACUUUGCUUUCAUUGAUGCGGAUAAAGAAAGCUGCAAUGAGUACUAUGAAAAAUGUUUGCGCCUCAUAAAGAAAGGGGGAAUAAUAGCUAUUGAUAAUGUCCUUUGGAGUGGAAGGGUGCUAAAACCAAGAAAGGAUGACUUGGCAACCCAGAGCAUCCACCACCUCAAUGAGAAGCUUCUCAGAGAUGCACGAGUCAAUAUCAGCAUGCUCCCAAUGGGGGAUGGAGUCACAUUAGCAUUCAAGUUGUAA